Messenger RNA from Caenorhabditis briggsae, 7110 nucleotides. The record is from RefSeq and is a predicted model, not a curated record. Gene Ontology annotation, biological process: mitochondrion organization; protein retention in Golgi apparatus; protein targeting to vacuole. The coding region runs from base 1 to 7110 and encodes 2369 amino acids. The transcript is spliced from 11 exons. Gene Ontology annotation, cellular component: extrinsic component of membrane. Lineage: Eukaryota; Metazoa; Nematoda; Chromadorea; Rhabditida; Rhabditidae.
AUGGACGAAAUGGAAAUGCAGAUGAACCGACGGACGUGGACAGCUCUACUGGAGAUGGGUGGUAUACUUGGAGAAGAUGAACAUGAGAAGUCGUCGGAAGAUGUGAAUAGUACGGUUCAAUUGGUUUCAACCAAAUCGACAUCAUCUUUCCUUGUUGGAUGCACUCUGAGGGCACGAAACUGGAGAGUUAGUAUGCCAUUUCCAAAAAAUCAUACUAGAUUGGGAGUAGUUUCUCUGGUGAAUACAGAAUUGGAGUCGACAAUGGAGCUCAGUGAAAGUAAUUCGAAUACACUGGCGAUAAAGUUGAUGGUCGAUGGAUUGAGAAUCGAUGAUUCGACGCCUUUCUUUUCAGAAAUCUAUUCCGAACGCCUCAUUAUGCUUGAUGAGCAGUUUGAGAAUACGUCAAAUGGAUUCGGCGUGGCUCCGACUACAAAACGGAAGUUGGAUGACUCCAAACGAAUUGUGAUAGACGUCGUCAAAUAUCUGGGAGAUGAUCCGAAUCGCGAGUGUGACAUAUCAAUUGGAUUCCAUGUGCCGUCGAAUCAAAAAGUUUAUUAUGUACAUACACAUAGAUUCUUUUGUGCUCUCAUGGACUUCUGGAUGCAGUUCAACGAAUUGAUGAACAUCGUCACGAAAAGCAAGAAGCUGAAAAUUGAGGAGAGUGCCCGGUCGAAAUGUUCGUUGAAUGUGGAUGUUCAGUGUGCAACUUCAUUCAUGAUGCCAUUGAACUCAACGUCUCCUGAUAUUCUGCUAUGGCAAGCAGAUGCAGUUAUUUUGAAGAACACAUUCAAGACACUUUCUGCUCUCAAAGCUGAAAUUUUUGACAAGUAUUCCGUGGAGAGUGAUUAUGGAUAUGAUUCAAAAAUUGACUGCCUUCUCGAUUACGGUGACAUGAUUUUAUCAAAUGUCCGUGCUCACGAAGCUCGUCAGGUCGAUCGUUUACAAAACUUGAAACAUAUGAAGCAUAUCGGAGAAAAAGCAUUCCAGCAGACUGCUUUCGUGCUGACCAGUCCGAAUGUUUUCUCGCGAAGAUUCGAUCUGAAUAACAAGUUCCUUCGAAAUCUAGAUUCCGUUUUCUCGAAGAAUGCACCGGAUUUAACAAUUAUCACUCGAAUCAGUGGAUUGAAAUGGAGAAUGACAACACAAUUCUAUGUUUUGAUGAGAGCAGUGAUCGAGAAGAACUUUGGAGAACCGCUGAUCCCUGUACCGGAGACGAUUCCAAUCGAAAUUCUUCAACUUCCAACAGACGUCAUUGAGAUAGAAAGUCGAUUGAAAUAUGCGACGCUAUCAUUUCGAAUGGUUUUCGAAGACGUCGAUUUGAAUUUAGAAGUUCCUAGAACACUGGGAGAAAAUCGAAAGGCAAUUCUGAAUGGAGAAUGGAAACCAUUUGCAAAUGUCAAGUUAGAGAGAGCUCGAAUUUCUUUCGAUUCAUUUGAAGACAGUCAAUCAGAGUUGGAUCUGAUUUGCGAAAGAAUCGAACUUGUCGACACAACGAACAAUGAUCCUAAAAAUUGUUUCCCAGUGAUUUUGCAGCACACGGAUUCAGGAAAACAGUCUCGACCGGCAACUCCUGUCACUACAUCAAUAAACUCGUCACUGAUGCUAGAAGCACACAUAAUGAUGAAAAAGGAUGAAUGCCCUGUUCUGACUCUAGUUGUUUGUAAUGCUCGUGUCAUCCUGGCGUAUGAUUGGCUUGAUGAUCUAAAACAGUUUCUGAUGCUCUACACGGAUUUCCUUCCGAAGUGUAAGCUUUUUAUUAUCACAACUCCAAUCAACUAUCUGAUACUUUUUGCAGAUACUGAUGAGAUUCCCUACCAGCUCACUGCAUCUGGACGUCGUCAGACUUUCUCUAAAACCCACGGAGGAGCGAUAGUGGAACGUAAUCCAAACUCUGCUCAUGAAUCUCCAUCGUCAACAACUCCUACGUUUUCUGUAAAAAUAACUCUUCGAGACUCUGAUCUAUAUCUUCUCGAGAAUCCAUUUUUCAAGAACAGUUUUGCGAUGAUCGCUUCAACAACAGCAGUUUUGAAUAUGAAUGAUAUUGGUGGUCACAUUUCCGCAAAUUUGGAAAUUCAGUCGAUGAGAUUAGGAUGGUGUUCCAUGCAGAAUGAGAAACAAACGAGGAACUUGUGCUCGAACGAUUUUUCGAUCACAAUAUCGUUGAACAUCGAUCCAAUGUCUUUGUCGAAUCAGUCGAAUCAGAACAAGGGAAUGGCUGUAACACCUCCAGUUAGACACGCUCUUGAGAUCGAAGUUGUAAAAAUGAUCUGCCGCUUAUCCUACAAGGACUCCCGAGCGUUGAAAGCAAUCAUCACAGGAUACAUAAAAAACUACGUGGACGUUCAGAAGAAGUUGAUCAUCCCGAUCAUCGUCCCACCUCUUCCUGCGAAACCAAUCGACAUAGCAAAGUUCUUGAUUCAAAGUGAGCACACGGAUCUAUGGAUUCUUGAUGAUUUGCAAUCAAAUUCGAUUCCAUUGCUAAGACUAUCAGUUGCUAAUGUGCGCUUGGAAAAGGCCGGAGAACGGAUAAAAGCUGCGUUCCACAUUUCAAUGGACUAUUUCAAUCAGAGAAUUUUCGGUUGGGAACCAGUAAUUGAAGAAUGGCGAAUCCUGCGGUUCCUAUCAAACACCAAGGACCUGAAACAAUCGAUUGAGUUGGUUGCUGAAUCUAAAAGCACGUUGAAUAUCAACAUAACGGAGCAGUUGAUCCAACAAUCGAUUCAAUGGAAUUCGAAACUUCCAGCUAUUCUUGCCUCGUUCGAACGGGAUGACUUCAGAAAUCAGUGUACACGAUCGAGUAGUGAUCAUCUUCCAUAUGCAAUGAAGAACGUGACUGGCUGCGAAGUUCAUUUUACAACAGCAGUUGAGGAUGUUUUGUCUGCUAGAUCAGAACAAAGAAAAUCAACGACAAGAUGGAUGACAGUUGGAAGAGGACAAGAGAAGAAUUUUGAAUUCCCGGCACGUCUCCUACUGUAUUCUCAUCUCGAACGAGAACCACCUCGUCAAUUGAUAGUCAGGGUGUCUGGAUGGGAUGAAAUAUCACCGGUGAAUGUGGAUUCAUGUGGAACCUACUUCCGAGUUGUCAAAGCACUUCGUCCAGAGCUCAAAAACGCACGUCUUCUGAUUGCAGUGACAAUGGAGAAUGAUGGAAAAAAGGUUGUAACUUUGAAAUCAUCAAUUGAUGUUACCAAUCAUCUUCCCCACCCAAUCGCAGUACAAACUGAAGGAGCACAAGGCGGUGAGCUAAUGAGCGUGGAACCAAAUGGAGUUGUAUCAGUACCCCUGGAAUAUGCCCACUGUCCUCUGACUGCUUAUCCUGUUGGACCAUUGCCGGUGAUUGAGCAUGCUGGGUUAUCAUGGAAGGAUGUGAAGAUAUCUGGAGAAGUGUGCAAUCAAACACAACGACUCAAAACUCGUUCUGACUCGAAUCUCAACCGAUACUACUGGGUGUGCACGGCCAUUCGCAGAGAGUACUAUCCGGAACACGAAUUCGAAUCUCUUCCUGGUCAUUCUAUUCAUUUGGUCGCCCCACUCUCUUUACAAAAUCUACUUCCCAUUGAUGUAGAAGUCAAGAUCCAAGACAACGUGUUCGCAAUCGCAGCAAGUAAAUCGAUGCUCAUCACUUCUGUUGAUAUCACAAAGGAACUUUCAAUCAGCGUUACUACUGAUCGACUCACUUCCCUAACUCCGCUCACUCUGAACAAGGCAUCUAUCGGAGAAGGAACUCUUUUCACCACAAAGAUGGUUGACGCCAAAGGACAUCUUCUUGAUAUCUACUGUCAUGUCAGACGAGGAGUUGCUCAGGCGCUAUCCGUAUCACUAUGGGUACCAUACUGGAUUGUGAACAAAUCUGGCCUUCCGCUCAUCAUUCAACAAGAGGCUGUGAAAUCAGAGUCAGCCGGACAAAUGGAAGAACAUGAAAAAGCAAAGGAUCGGCAUCCACUAAUGUUCUCAUUCGCUGAUGAAAAUUGCCCAAAGGCUUGCCGUGUGAGAGUUGGAAACGCAUACAUUUCGGAAAAAGGAUAUCGGGCAAUGCUCAGUGACAAAUUCACCCUCACUCCUGGUGUGCAGGCGUUGAAGUUGAGAGUCGAGCACAAAACAAAACCAACGCUCUAUUACAAUAUUGGAGUUGAAGUACGCCCUGGAACAGGCAGAUACAAAGAUACGCAAGUGGUACUCUUGACUUCUAGAUUUAUUCUACAAAAUCAGUCAUCAGUGGCAGUGUCUGUUUGUCAUUAUGAUUUAGUUGAGAGAGAAAAGGAACACGUGCAUUUGGCUGCUCAAUCAUCAACAACUUGGAAUGAGAACUAUGCUGCUCGUCGGAUGCUCUGUGUACGUCGAGCGGAUGUGAAGCACUGGAGUUGUCCGUUCCUGAUCGAUCGAAUCGGAUCAUUCCAUGUCACAAUGCGAGAUGCUGAUGAGACUCCACGAUUCAUCCGAGUUGAAAUCAUUCUGACUUCAGCUGUAUUCCAAAUCACAUUCACCAACGCUGACUUUUACCCACCACCUAUCCGUAUCGAGAACAUGACCGAUGUACCAGUGUUGUAUCAGCAAGAAUGCAAUACUCCUGCCAGACCACAUCUUCGAACAAUUUGCAAAUCGAAAAGUGUGGUGGACUAUGCAUGGGAUGAUUUGUAUGGGAAGAAAAUGAUGGUUCUGCAAGUGUUCGAGAAUCGUAGUAAAUCGUAUGAGAUCGGAGUUCCUGGACCAGCUGAACCACUGGUUUAUGAGAACAACUCGUACAUUCAACUUGCUCACAGCUUUCAUCUACGAAGUGGAUCAAAAACAGGUGGAUAUACAGAUGAACAGGAAUUGGUUUUGGAGACGAUGCAGAAAGGAAAGAUUAUGUUAAAUAAACAAUGCCGAACGGAAGACAAUCAGUUAUGGAAGUUGUGCCCAGAUGGUUGCAUUGAGAAUGUCGGUAUGAAUCAUCGGAAGAGACCUGACUCAAGACUAGUUCUGGAUGUUCUCGAAAAUGCAGGAGGUCGAUUAAUGAUGAUGGAAAGAGACAAGAGUAGGAACAAGUGGCAACGCUGGACAUGGAUGCCUGACGGAAGACUUUGUUUGAUUGAUAAUCCACAUUUAAUGAUGACUUCGAAACAGACGGAGGUUACUGUAGUUGGUCCUGACGAGUUGGCUCCGAAAGGAGAAGAUGGAGUAGCAGUAACACAAAUAUGGAAAGUGCAGAGACAACGACCGGGAAGUGGCACAUUGGGAGUGGAAUUUUUGCAUUCAGGACCAACUGUCGUCAUCCGAAUCACUGAUAGAGAGUUCCAAACAAGAGCUGUUUCUGAACCGAUGAUCCAAUCAGUGAAAAAACUUGCUAUCUUGGAUGUCAGUAUCACAAUGCGUGGCGGUCUAGGAAUUUCGGUUGUGAACGGUCUGCAAGAAGAACUGAUUUAUGCGCAUUUUGGAGGGAUAGUCGUCAGCGCACGGAAAAUCGACAAGACAUAUCAGAUGACUGGAAGUGUGGAUGUUAUUCAAAUCGAUAAUCAGUUACUCUCAUCUGAUAGAUGGCAAGUCCUGUACUGUCAACCGGACGCUGGAAACUAUGAAGACCAAAUGGUAGAUUUGCCGGCGGGUGUUCCAGUGACCGGUCGUCCUGCUUUGAAGUUGGAAAUGAAUUGCACCUCAAUGAAACACUACGAUUCGUUUGACUGUUUCCGAUUAAAAGUGUGUGAUAUGAGUGUCCAAUUGGAUGAGCUUCUCCUGUGGAAGGUUGUUCAAAUGGCCCAAUCAUCGGAUGCUUCUUCUUCUGUUCAACAGAGAGCUCUCAAUUUACCACCCAAUACAGAGCUGGAGCGACAUGAUCCACUUAGAACUAGAAGGUGGUAUUUUGGUACACUCGAUCUUGAAAUUGGUCAUGUUGGUUUGAGUGUUGUUACUGUCCCGAAAUCAGGGCUCCCGCGAGAUCUGCGUCUCCUCAAACAACAGUUCAAUAUGAAGCUGAUUUCAUUCGAAAACGCUUCCGUUUCUCUACCUCCGUUCCGACAAUAUCACUACUUUGAAACAUCAUCAUUCCUAUUAGAAACUCUUCAAAAGUUCUAUCUCGCCGAACUGCAAAAAGAAACACUGAGCAUUAUCGUCACUCUGGAUGCUUUUGGAAACCCACUUGGACUUGUCACGGAUCUCAAAGACUCAUUCCAAGGAUUGUUCAUCGAAGGUGAUGUUCAACGAUUUGUAGCUGGUCUUGGAUACGGUCUAUCGAAUAGUGUGUCCAAAGUGGCAUCUUCGAUGGCUUCUGGAGUAGGAGCCCUGACUUUCGAUCAAGAUCAUGAACUCAAAAGAAGGCACAAUAUGAUUCGAUCGCAUUCAUCGUCAUCCACUCCUCUCACUCAUCUGUAUUCUGGAGUCAAAGGAUUGGGAGUUGGUGUAUUAGGAGGUGCAACUGCAAUGUUCACCAAUGUGGCAUCAGAGAGUCGAAAAAGUGGAAUCAUGAAAGGAAUGGUCUGGGGAGUGGCUACCGGCGUUGUGGAUACUGUAACAAAACCAGUCCAGGGAGUUUUCGAUUUUGUUGAAGGAACGGCAUCGGCUAUGAAGGAAUUGGCUAUGCCAGCCACUGGAGUAAGACGUGCCACAGCACAAUUCCGGGUACGCACACCCCGUCUAUGCCGGAAUCUUUAUCAUCUAUUGCCGGCUUACAAUCCCAAUCUAGCUCAUGCUCAGAUGGAGUUACUCCGCAUUAAUGGAUACUCGUCUAGAGAACAACUUCUUGACGUGGAAACUUGCUUAGAGCACAUCGAUGCAUCUAAUGUAGAUCGCGUUGUUCGUCAGUAUGUGCUUAUCUCCACAAAGCAAUGUUACGUAUGCAGACAGACAAAUGGUGAAAAUUCGAUUGUUAUCCAGAGAAUCGCUUACAAGUUUUUGAAAAGUGUCGUUGCUAAGCCACCACUUGAGAACACAUUUGCCAGUAUUGAAGUGAGCCUUGACAUGGAAGAUGCACGUCUUCGCCAAAUCCAUGUAUGGUGCAGUCGAAUGGAUGUUGCCCGUCGUCUUGCCGACAAGAUGCAGAGAGCUAAACAGCUCUACGACCACAACAAACGAACAUUAAAUGAUGUGGCAUGGGCAAAAUCUCUUGGUGAUUCAGAUCAGAGACCCGAUCAUCGCUAA